GAAUGUACAUCGUCAUUCUUAUUCUUUGUAUUUAUCGAAGAAAUGGCAGGACGGCGAACCAUGAUACUUGCCACUGAUCUAUAUAACUUUUGCGGUGAAGUCAUUUAACAUUUUAUUCCAGAGUGAUAUGAUCAACUCGACGAUAAAGGGUAGCGAAUUAGUUUCUCAAGAUCCAAGUCAACUUUUUACACAAUUUAAUCCAACUCUAUAUUUUGAUCAACCUCAACUCGUCACUGAUCUGUCUUUAGCAACUGAUGUUGAUACUACAGCGUCAUGGUAUACGAUUAUAGAGCAAUUAGUUCCUUCUGAUCGAACUACUUUUUGGGAAACCAUUAGAAGAUGGACAGCUGAACCUCAAUUUGUCAUACCACCUAUCGAAAAAGCAAAUAUCAUAUCAACCACCACCAAUGAUACUAAUCAUACUGAAGAUAAUCAAGACAAUUUGAUAGCUUUUGAAACUGUGGUACGACAAUUGAUUCCAAAACGCAAAUCCAAAGAUACGAUAUUAUCAGAAACUAUUCGAUACUAUGAAUAUACUACAAAAGGCUCAGUAUAUGAAGGAAGGGUGAUCUAUGAACCGAGUAUGACAAAACCGACAGAUAUAUUACCAUUUUACUAUCCCAAAGUACGAGCAUAUAGUUUUACUUAUACUUCAUCAAACAUUGAUGGUGACAGUAGUGGUAUCCUCCGACUUCAAAUCUUACCGAUGCAACUCCGGGACGAUCCUAAGAUAACCGAUCUCAAAAUGCAAAAGGCCUUACAGGAUAUUAUUCACAAACUCUUCAAAUGGUGUAUUCAAGCACGGAUUGGAUAUAAGAAAAAAGCUCAUCAUGAUAGUUUGGUAUCCAAAGAUAUAUAUGUCAAUAAAUAUCAAGAAAUCAAGACUAGAUAUGCCGAUGUACUGGUCAGAGCUUGGACUGAAAAGACCGAUCCCAAGAAAUUUGUUUAUGAAGAUAUUGCUAUUGCAAGUUAUUUGAUAUGCUUAUGGUUAGAAGAAGAGAAAAAAACAAAACGUAAACCAAACUUUGUGGACCUUGGAUGUGGAAACGGCUUAUUGACAUACUUAUUAACGAGUGAAGGUUAUGAUGGAUAUGGAGUCGAUAUGGCCAAUCGUAGGAUAUGGGAGAAGUUAUCUGAUGGAAAACCUGAUAUGUUGAAAGUGGAAGCAUUAUAUCCAGCAACGGUAACAUAUGAAGCAGAUUGGAUUAUUGGGAAUCAUGCAGAUGAAUUAGUACCAUGGAUACCAAUCAUCAGUACGAAAUCUGGAAAUCAUUGCAAAUUUCUUGUGAUUCCGUGUUGUAUGUAUGGAUUAGAUGGUAGUCGAAAGCUGUCGCUGAUGAAUGAACCAGGGGGAAAAUAUCGAGCAUAUACGAAUUAUAUCAAGUCAAUAGCAAAUCAAUGUGGAUUCCAUUGUGAAGAAGAUUACCUAAGGAUACCCAGUACCAAGAAUAUUGCUCUGAUUGGACGACAACGACUACAUAUGGUGAAUCCAAAAGAUCUUGAAGCCAUUCAAGCACCGGGUAUUGGAUUCACUCUACGAAGAACUGACCGCGAAAAGGAGGAGUUACGACGAUUGGACAGUAAACGGGCUAAAAUAGUUCCUAAUUAGUUGGUUAGGCUUUUGAGAUAAUGAUGGGUCUUGACUUCUCCAUAUAGAUUUUUUUUUUUUGGUACCUUUGAUAUUUUUAUAAUAAAACAGUCCCUUUAUUUUUUUUUGAUUCUCCUUUUUGAUUG
Messenger RNA from Halteromyces radiatus, 1734 nucleotides. RefSeq lists its product as uncharacterized. The transcript is spliced from 12 exons. NCBI's taxonomy places the organism in Eukaryota, Fungi, Mucoromycota, Mucoromycetes, Mucorales, Cunninghamellaceae. Gene Ontology annotation, molecular function: tRNA (uridine) methyltransferase activity. Bases 128 to 1609 code for a protein of 493 amino acids. Gene Ontology annotation, biological process: tRNA methylation. The record is from RefSeq and is a predicted model, not a curated record.